Molecule: messenger RNA, 6015 nt
Organism: Conger conger (European conger)
Lineage: Eukaryota; Metazoa; Chordata; Actinopteri; Anguilliformes; Congridae
Product: growth factor receptor-bound protein 10-like
Exons: 17
Coding region: 305-2101 (598 amino acids)
Biological process (GO): negative regulation of Wnt signaling pathway; insulin receptor signaling pathway; negative regulation of insulin receptor signaling pathway
Molecular function (GO): insulin receptor binding
Source: RefSeq, a predicted model, not a curated record
GCGUGAAGGGGAGGGGGUGCCUGCUCGGAAGGUGGAGUUCUGUCUCGUGUGUGUUGAGGGAGUCAGCUGAGCGAGGAUCCUGUGGACGGUGCACGUUUGACCACUGAAGACUGCAAUAGGACUUCGGCAACGUUGCAUUUACUGAAUAUUGCAUGUUCUUCAAGCUCACCCGUACUGAAGCGCGUGUUGCUACGUCUCUCCCGUUGUUUUUUCCAACAGACGGAGAGCCCUGGCUCCAAGGUUCUUGUUACACCAAUCAAAAGUGAAUGUGAUACCCAAGAGAGAGAGUUUAUAAAGGGAUAAAAUGGCUUUAGCCGGAUGUCCGGAUUAUUUUCUUCACCACCCAAAUUACCAGGACAAUGUUGACCGGGCUACCCCACACAGAUCACCUGAUCUGAUUGGACCAAAUUUCCAACAGUCGUCCAGUCGGAAUUCUCCUAACCAACAUGAUGACGACGUGGACCUGGAGGCCCUGGUGAACGACAUGAACUCCUCCUUUGAGAGCCUGUACUCCACGUGUGGCGUGGCGGCGGAGUCCGUCCCCCUGAUCCAGAACGGACAGCUUCGCCGCGGGCACACGCACGGCCCCGCCAGCCGGCCGGGCCCCGCCCAGCAGCAGCCCACGUCCCCCAAACAGAAGGUCCGCCGCUCCCAGCCCAUGCACAUCCUCGCCGUCAGGAGACUUCAGGAAGAGGAGCUGCGGACGUCUUCGCUUCCCGCCAUCCCCAACCCCUUCCCCGAGCUCUGCAGUCCUGCCGGCUCGCCCAUCCUCAGCCCCGGAUCCUUACCUCAGUGUCAGCCCUCCGGCACAUACAUUAUCAAGAUUUUUAGCGAAGACGGCACGGGCAAAGUAGUGGAGAUACCCGCAGACAUGACCGCCCGAGACCUCUGCCAGCUGCUGGUGUACAAAAGCCAUUGUGUGGAUGACAACAGCUGGGCACUAGUGGAACAUCACCCACUGCUGGGGCUAGAACGCUGUCUGGAAGAUCACGAGCUGGUGGUCCAUGUUCAAGCUUCGAUGACGAGCGAGAGCAAAUUUCUCUUCAGGAAGAACUAUGCCAAAUAUGAAUUCUUUAGAAAUCCCCUGAACUUCUUCCCUGAACAGAUGGUGGCAUGGUGUCAAGAGACCAAUGGCACCAUUCCACAGUCCCAGCUCCUACAGAAUUUCUUGAAUUCCAGCAGCUGUCCCGAAAUCCAAGGAUUUUUAUACAUGAAAGAGACGGCCAGAAAGUCAUGGAAGAAGCUGUAUAUGUUUUUAAGACGGUCAGGAUUGUACUAUUCAACAAAAGGAAUGUCUAAGGAGCCAAGGCACUUACAGCUACUAGCAGACCUAGAGGAAAGCAAUAUAUUCACAGUAAUCACUGGCAAGAAGCUUCACCAUGCCCCAACAGACUAUGAAUUCUGCAUAAAGCCCAACAAGGUGAGGAACGAGUCGAAGGAGCUGAGGAUGCUGUGUGCGGAGGACGAGCAGAGCCGGACCUGCUGGAUGACUGCGUUCAGACUCCUGAAGUAUGGAAUUUUGUUGUAUCAGAACUACAAGAUCCCCCAACAGAGGAAAACAUCACUCUCACAUUUCUCCACCCCAGUGCGAAGUGUGUCGGAAAACUCUCUGGUGGCCAUGGAUUUCUCAGGGAGAAUAGGGCGUGUGAUCGAGAACCCAGUGGAAGCGCAGAGCGCGGCGAUGGAGGAAGGCCAUAUGUGGAGGAAAAGAGGUCAUCGAAUGAACGUCCUCGGUAGCCCCAAUCCGCUGCACCCAUCAUCACUAAGCACAGUGAUUCACAGAACACAGCUGUGGUUUCACGGUCGGAUCAUGCGAGAGGAGUCCCACAAGAUGAUCAUGCAACAGGGUCAAGUAGAUGGAUUAUUCCUCUUGAGGGAGAGCCAGAGCAACCCGAAGGCAUUUGUCCUCACACUGUGCCAUCACCAGAAAAUCAAGCAUUUCCAGAUCUUACCCUGUGAAGAGGACGGUCAGAUCUUCUUCAGCCUUGACGACGGCGCCACCAAAUUCACUGACCUGAUACACUUGGUGGAGUUCUACCAGCUCAACAGAGGAGUCCUGCCUUGCAAACUGAAACACCCCUGCACAAUCGUGGCCUUGUGACCUUUGACCUGACACUUGACAUGACUUUGCCUAUAAAACAAACGCGCAUAUAAACUGGAUUUGUUUUGUUUAAAACUGAAAACAAAACCUUUGAUCUAUUUAUCGUUUUCCACUCAUAUAAGCUGACGGAGACCCUCACAUUAGAGAGCCUUGGAAUUCUGCCAUGUUUCAGGAAUGCGAAGGACAAAAAGUUCAAAAAGUUUAAAAUAAAAUAAAGAAUCACACGGCAGCCUCGAAAUUCCAUCAAAGUUUCGAUUCUUAGCUGCCCCCUCAUUUUCUGGAGAGGUGAGCGGUGCUUGUUCAAAACUUGGUUUUCUUAACUUUUUUCUUGCACAGUCAUCCAUCCAACUUUUUUUGUAGGCUGGUCUACUUCAAAACAAAAUAACACGAGGUAGAACGAUGAUAGUAAAAUGGUGGAACGCUCAGCAUGGAAUGCUCCUGUUUUACAGCUUUCAGUGCAAGCCUCUUAGCAUUUACUUGGCCACAUGCAUUUCAUUUCUUCUGGUUUUGUCUGUUUCUCUUAGUUUUAGAGUUUUAGGUUUUCAUGCUCCGUUUGGGUUAUCAGUCUCUUUUGAUUGACGAGAGUGCGGCACAAUAUUCACCCUCUCUGCUUCUUCACUCCCCCCUUGAAAAGGCUUCCAUGAGAAAUCCCUCCAUGUUAAUAGGAUUACGGGGAAUCUAUCCGUGAGAAAAUCACGGCUGAGGGCUUUCUUAAGGGAAGGUUCUUGCAGUCACCCAUCACCACGUGCCUGUCUGCGGACACAUUCCCUGGAACCAUCUAGAAUCUCCCAAGCAGAUUCCUCCAAAAUGGCAGUCAAUGCGUUAAGAAGGAUUUAUUUUCAUGCUUUACAUUUGCUUUCGUAUGUUCUCUGCCAUUUUUUUCUUUUUUUUAGGUGCUGAAGUAUUCUUUGUUUGCAUCGUAGAUUAUCUGGGUAAUACUGGUUUCUGUCACCUUUUUUGAGACCAUUCAGUUCUGCAUUGGUUUCUUGACUAAUCUCUCUGGUCCCAUAAUUCCAUGCUAUGCCUGUUGAUCGUCAGGCCAUGACUGAUGACUCCACAUUACUGCUCCAAAUCAAAGAGAAAUAAGGAAGAUAAUUUAAUGAAUGAUGCAAUGUCAUCAUUCACCAUUAUUCAAUGUAUAAGAUGUAUGCACAUUUCUGAUUGGAUAAACAUACGUAGGAUUCCCCAUCAGGAUUCACCAAAUAAGAACCACUAAUCCCCCAGAUCAUGUACGUACAUAUGUGAUUAUUAUCAGUGUCCAUGAAAUGGCACUCCUUUGUGGUCUGUAUGUAGUGUACUUUACAGUGAAACUGGACUUCUGCUUGACUUCCUUGAAUGACUCUUACAUGGAGACUAUUUUACUCUUACUCUUCAUUUUAUUUUGUCAUUAUUUCUGUGUGCGUUUUUAAAAUGGAUGUAUUGAAGAGGAGAAGAGCUUGAGCACAUGCACAGAUGUGGAGCAGAGGGGGUCCUUUUCUGCCUGGCCUCGUUUCUAUGGAGAAUGAAGUUCUCCCAGCUCAUGACGCAUUGCUAGAAAAGAUCCCCGUAUGUAGUGUUUACAGUAUGUUUGAAGCAGGUGAGGGAAAGGCUACAGAAUUGAGAAGCUAGUGAUCAGGACUGCUCGCAAUUGGAGUUUUGCUUAUCUUCAGGGUUGCCUCAGACACUCAAGACACCGUACAGAUACACCUGAAAUAAAUUACUUGAAAUUGUCGUAACAUCUUAUAACCGUAAGAUGCUUCUCACCUUUCCUGAAAUUGGGAGAUUUCUAUACUGAAGCCUUUGUUGGUUUAUUUUUAUAUUUUUUAGGUUUUCAGGUGUAUUCUCUCACCCAAUCCCCCCACAAACUCACACAAGCACGAUGGAAAUCAGUAUGUAUCGAUAUGUACGGAUACUGUUUGACAUCCGUAUAAUGUAAUCCCCUUAUACCAAACAUCUCAGGCACUCUUUAUUUGAGGUUAUGGUUUUGGACUAAUUUUGCCCCAUUCACACCAAUGUAACACAAUAUGCAGGAGAUAUGCAGGCCUCCCCCACCGCUUAUUUAACAGAAACCAUGUCUGACUCUGGUAAGGCAGAUUUAAUGAGAUAUCUUACAGCAUUGAGAACGUAUGGUAAAAUGUAUAAGGGAGUUGUGCAGUGUAGUAGACAAGUGUUACAAGGCAGAGCUGACAGAAGUAAAAUGUUUACAUUUAGGGGGAUGUGAGUACCUUCAUUGUCCUGAUCGAUGCGAGACCAAAAGGACCCCAGUCAUCUGUGCCCUUGUGGCGUUUUGUGGCUCGAGAAGCUAGGGUUUCCAAAUGUUUAGCCCAUAUGCACCCACAUGCACAUACAAUACACCAGUAUGUUACGCUCAUGAUGUAUACAUUUAAAUGCAAUUAAUCUUGUCUCAAGUGAUUACAUGCUAAAACAGAAUGUUACAUCUGGUGUUCACUAAAAGAAUGGGUGUCAAAAUGAGUAAUGGAUGUGAUGUGAUCUGAGCACAUUGUUUAGAGAGAAACCAAUGACCCUCAACUUUGCUUGAUGUUUUUACAAGGCUGCACAAUCUCUCCAACACUAUUUGUUGACUUGCUUUGGUAAGACGAUCCCAUUGGUCAGGAUUCUUUCAGAAAGCUGACCUUAUUGGUCAGAAUUCCUCCCAACAAGUGAUUGAUUUAUUCUGGUCUGCUUAAUUUUGUUCAAUGCAAUUUUCAUAAAAUCUGUACUAUAUCAGUAUGUUAUAUAAGUGCAUGAAACUUUGGAAAAGACGUAGAUGCAACACUGUAUUUUAGGUUUCAGAUCACUAUUUACCGCAGUUUUGGUUUUUGAUCAUUACUGCAUUUAAAAUGAAGAAAACUGAUUUAUUUUAGUGCAUUUUAUAUUAUUUGGUUAAAUGUGCAUAUUGAGUUUAUUAUAUUUGUUCUCUGUUGUUUGUCAGAAAAAAAUUACCUUUUCAAAAUAUGUCUGUAAUGUUUAAAUUAAGCUGAUUUUAGAUCUUCUGGACUGGACUGUUGGCAUGCAUCUUUACAAGUUGUUUCAGAACAUUUAAGCUAAAAUCCAAUUUAUACUCACUGGUUAAAGCAAAAUAAUUAUUUUUAUAUAUGACUUUACUAUUGUCAAAAAUCUUGCCAUCUUGAAAAUAAAAUGGUGGGUUACUUUUAAAAUCAGAAAUUGCAACUGGUCUCACACAAUGUCUUGCUGUCUUGAAAGCAAUUCAUCACCUGUUAGCUCUGAAUUGGCAACAAGUCAGUUACUGAAGGAGAUGUACUUUGUUUUCUAUACAGUAAAAACGGCAUGAAUGUAAUGGGGCUGCUCAGGGUUGGUAACGAAACCUGUUGAUAGCUGGUCUCACGGAUCAAUGAGAUUUUGUUUUUGUUCUUUUUUUGGUUCAUAUGAUCAAUACAUAAUGUGAUCAUUUUUAUUACUGCACCAGGUAGUUAAGCAGGUAUCUUUAGAUUCACCAGUGUUACAAGAGUAAAACCAUGGAUAAAUAGUACAGGUCAUGUUGUUUUCCUUUUGGUUAUAAACAAGCCUAAAAUACAGCAGGUGCCUCAACUUACAACAUGUUCCUCUCUGCACUAACCUACAGUAUAUCUGACAGACCAACGGUCAGACCCUUUCCCAGCGAUGAUUCUUGUGCUUUAUGUAAAUUAUCACAAUGCAAGAGAUAGUGACUGUAAAAGUAAAGUAAAAAAAAAAAAAAAAAUCAGGGAAUGCAAAAAAGUAAAGAUAUCAACUUUUAUCACUUUUUAUGAGAUAAAUCCUGUAUUCAUAAUGUGCUUUGCUUCAUUCUGUAAAUGGCUAAAUGGCUUAUAAAUCUUAAUUGUAACCUUUUCAGGUAUUUUUGUACAAAUAAGGGACUGAUAUAUUCUGUUUAAUGUAAUUAGAAUAAAACAUUAAUACAUUGCUAUAAAUUGAAAGCUGUUUUGGUAAUAUCUUGA